ACGUUUUUCUGUCUAAACUUUGAUCACCUUCUCCUGUCCGACGGGGGGCGGUAAUGAGCCCUUUCCCUCUUGCAGCAAUGACAGCAAAGCAGUCUAACGUCGAGAGGCGCUUCCUGGUUACAGUGAGGCUAAGCUAAGGGCUAGUUCGUUCCUCCUGGGGUGUUGUUGUGCCUCCUCCGCCCAGCAGGUCUCCUCCUCAUCGUUUUUCCGGUGACUCCAGUUAGUGACAGUCAGACGUGCAGGUCACUUGUAAACGCUCGUUCACCGGGAUGUCUUUCCUGGAGAAGCCAUCCCCCGGUAAACCGCUGCUGGACGACACGGUCCCCCUGACGGCGGUGAUCGAAGCCAGCCAGAACCUGCAAUCCCACACGGAGUACAUCAUCAGAGUCCAAAGGGGCGUGUCUGCAGACAACAGCUGGCAGGUGGUUCGCCGCUACAGUGACUUUGAUGUUCUCAACAGCAGCCUGAUGGUUUGUGGCAUCAGUCUCCCUCUUCCUCCUAAGAAGCUGAUUGGAAACAUGGACAGGGAGUUCAUAGCAGAGAGGCAGAGAGGACUGCAGGCCUAUCUGGACUCCAUUACCCAGCAUCCACUGCUUUCCAGCUCCCUGACUGUCAAGAAGUUCCUGGACCCCAACAACUAUUGUGCCAACUACACAGAGAUCGCCCUGCAGCAGGUCUCCAUGUACUUCAGGUCAAACCUGAAGUGGGAGGUGCUUGAGCCACUCAGAGACAUUGGCUGGAGGAUAAGGAAGAAAUAUUUUUUAAUCAAGAAUAAAGAACAGCCCAAAGAGAGGUAUCUGCUGAGCUGGGUGGACCUGGGUCCUGAUAAAUUUCUGUCGGACAAAGACCUGCAGUCAGCCAUGAAGCUGUUUACCAACCUCUCUACACCGUAUCUCUGUCCGCUGUUGUUCUCCAGCACCAGUGAGUCUUCAGCUCUGCUCAUCCGGCCGUUCAGUGAGAAAGGCUCUCUGAGAGACCACAUCUGUAAGGCAAAGCCCAGAGAGAGUUACCUGAAGAAGUACUGUAACCCAAAGAAGAGUCAGGGUCUUGAACUGCCGCAGAUCAAACUGUAUGGCCGUCAGAUCCUGGAGGGUCUAAAGCUCCUCCAUGAAGCAAGUGUCUUUUUUGGUCACCUGCAUGCAUCCAAUGUCAUUGUGGACAAUGGCGUGUGUCAACUGAUGGACGUGGAAAAUGGCAUGCUGGGAGUUCCCUCUGUGUUACGACCCAGCUUCACCCAGCUCAGGAAGAUCAAUACCACAGAAAGCAUCGACGUCUUCUGCUUUGGACACAUACUAUUCGAGAUGACAUAUGGUCGACCGCCAGACAGUGUUCCUGUUGAUCAAUACCCCCCUGUCCCCUACACAACUGUGGUGUCUGUGCUGCAGUCCAUUCUGUCCACAGAAGCCUGUAAGAGUGGGAUGCCCACAGUGUCGCAGCUCAUUCAGACACCGCUGUUCAGCGAUGUCAAGCUCCAACAGUCAGAUAAACUCCAAAUAAAGGUUCCCAGUAGGCUGAAGGAGGCCUUGAAGACAGCAAAGGAGAGCCUUGAAAAAAGGCUUCAGGAGGAGCAGAGAGUACUACAUCAGCACAGAAGGCUAACCAGAGCUCAGUCUCACCACGGCUCAGAGGAAGAGAGGAAGAGGAGGAAGAUUCUGGCGAGGAAGAAGUCAAGACAGUCAGCUUAUGAAAAUGAAGAAGACGCCUCAAUCAGAAACAACAAUAAUUCUGGCUCUGGAGCCAGUUCCCCUCCCACAUGCCCAUCUUCACCCACCCCCCCAUCCACCACAGGAGCCCAGACUGCUCCCCCUCCUCCCCCUCCUCCUCCUCCUCCUCCUCCUCCCUCCACGUUGGACUCCUCAUCUUGUCCUCCUCCUCCUCUGUCCUCCUGUGAUGGAGCAGGGGGAGGUCGUUCCGCCCUGCUGAGCUCCAUCCAGACCUUCAGUAAAGGUAAACUGAAGAAGGCAGAGACCACCAACCGCAGCAGACCUGUCCCCUGACCCCGCCCACUGCCACAAUUAUUCCUUGACCUGGAAAACAUCAUUACAGCGACAUGACGACCCAGUGGUUCUGUAUUGUAGUCUGGUUCAUGUCAUUGUUCCCUGAGAUGUGAAAGUGAAUGAAAGUACCAUUUUAGUUUGUAUCAAAGUUUCUGCUUUUACCUGUUUUUAAUUUUUAAAAUCCAUUGCUGUGGGUAGAAAGAACAGAGGGCAGGCAGUCAGGAAGUGGUUGCCUCAGUCUGCUGUUUCAAAAACCCUUGACAAUCCUUGGCACCUGAAGCUCUCUCUCAUUUAUAUUAUUUGGUUAUAUAAAAGUGCACAGUUGAUUGUCCUGGGAACUCUGUGGAUAUUUGAUCCCACUGGAUGACAAACUUGAAUUCCUGCAUCCAAUACUCAUUAUGACGUUGUGCUGCAGCAGCAGAGAAAGUGGCCCAAACUCCUGCUUUUCCUCUUUUGAAACCUUUGACAUGUAGCAUGGACUCGGCUGCUCUGUCACUUCAGAUGAAGAACACCUUCAGAAAAAACACUGAAGACGCUGCACUGCUAAAACGCCAUCAACUCACUUCCGUAUGGAACUAGGCCCCAAAUCCACUCUGUGAAUAUUGAUCUUAGAAAACACAUACAUGUAUUGCUCUGGAAACAAGUUCAAAAAUCUUAAAGAACAUGUACAUUUAUUUUUUAGGAGUAAGACUGAAUAUGAAGUGUACUUGUUGCCGCUAGUUUCAUUCUAGACAAUCACUUCUGCUGUGGGUUUUGUUUGGUCUGAACUACCACUCGGGGGUUGUAGCGGUUUUUCAGCUCAGUAAGCAAAUGGCAACCUGACUGGUCAACUUUUUCCGACCAAAUGUGCAAGAGCCAAUAGCUUGGCAUGUAGCAAAAUUAACAGCAGCGCAUUUUCUUACAAAAGAGUCAAUCACAACUACCAAUGGUAAUGUAUGCAUCUUUCCGUCUAUUUAUGCACUUUUAAUUUAGUCUUAAAACCUUGAGUGAAAAUUGGAGAAAGAAAAGUUGUGGUCAUCCCUUCAAAUAUUUUACCCCAAACCCUGUCUGACUAAACAGUGGAAUCACUCUCUAUAAAGAGAGAUGCACAGAUUUCUCAAAUCUUUAUGUUCAGUUUUGUUGAGGUUUGGCUGCUAAACAUGGUGUAUGUGGCUCCCAAUGAAUCUUCUUUGGAAAUAAUCAUGUUGCUCUGUGUAAUGUCAAACUUGUGAGGCUUCUUCAGGCUUCUGUCCCAGAACAAAGCUCACACCUGUGAUUGUACUCAAGGUCUGAAUGAAUCUGAAUCCUGUGAUCCUGUGGCAUCAUUAACAAUACACCUGACAUCACUGCUGAUCAUCUUCAGUUCAUUUCUCUGAAAAGUUACUUACUGCAGCAGAGAGAGGGUCCAUCACAAUUGACUUUGUGAGCAGUAGUUUGUCAACAUUAUAGUUGUGUGGUAGUUUAUUGUUGCUCGCAAGGGCUGUCCUCAAAUUUGCCCCAACAUUCGAGAUUAGACACCUGCUUCUCUUUAUCAUGCGAUGCCUGAACUGAAAAAUUAAAGUUUCACACUUUUCAUAGAAAUGACCUGCAUUCAUCAGCUGCGUUGAACAAACUAUGUCAGUCAUGCCUUUACCAGAGAACAUGUAACAAAGAAAUUCUUGUUAUUUUGUCUGAAAAACAAUCAAACUAACAAAACAUUAGUCACUAACACUUUAAACACUUUUGCCUCAACAGAAAUGUGCAUGAUGUCCAUUCAUGGGUUAAAUUCAGUUGCCUGUGUUUGUGAUUCAUGAUCGUUUUGUUUUGAUUUUGUUUUAAAUCUGUUGUGUUUUAAAGUCAUUGCUAACGCUUUUAUUUUAUUGUGCCAUAUGGAUUCCUGUGCCUAUAGAAAUCUAUAACGUCAAAUGUCUUUAUGUUUGACGCUCUGGUAAAAAUUUCUACACUUAGCACAUACAAUGUCAUUAUGUGUUUUGAUUUGGAGUUAAUUUAUUGCCAUUUACACCAUAAAAUGUCAUGAAAAAAAUGAGAAAUGAGAAAUGAUUAGUUUACAGUCAAAUCUAGUUUGCCAAGCUCAAUCCAAAGAUCAUGACUAUGACAUUUUUGUGUAGAUUAAUUAAACAAGAAAUAUUUAGAUGUUGACUAUAUUGUCACUGUGGAAAGCCAUGUUUUUUUCAGUUAAACUAAGCUUUCAGUUGUCUUUUUAAUGAGGCAAGAGAAAACUUUCAUGUCCCCAGCUGUUCCUGUUUGGUCACUGUCGUAAAGACCCAGCAGUAGCAAAACACCAGUGUUGUGUCACAAUAAGCACCUCUGUGUGAAAAACAUGAUCACUAUUCUCGUCAUUGUUUUGGAUACAGAAUAACACAAUUCCUUGGUAUUGCCUUGUCUAAGUGGCCAAGAGAAGAACACUGCGUCAGCAAAGCCCACAGGAGACUGAAGUGGAUGUUGCCACUUUUCUCAAUUUUAACAUCCUAAUGACAAGUUUAAACAAAAUCAUUGACUAUUUCAGUCCUCAUUUCCCCAGCUCUACAUUCAGCCCUGUCACUUGUAAUUACCUGACAUGCAUACAGUGUGUGAAAGUAUUAGCCUGUGACAGAGCUGGAGUGUUUGUUGUGACUCUUGAGCGCGGGUGAAUCCUGCAGCCUGAAAACUUUUGAGCACUUGUAUUGAAUCACAACUCUGUGCUGGGACUAUUUGUUUUCAUUAUUCUGUGCAAUCCCGUCCAACUGAGAGGAUGGUUAUUAAGUUUAAGUUUCAUUCUGGCUCUUUAUGUUUAUGAGUUUUUAAAUACACUAACCCAUACCAUUUGAGGUUUUGGAAAAUAAUUUAACCAAAAGAGUGUAUGACCAUGUAAGGUAUGGCAGAGCACAUAUUUGUAUGUAUGAAUAUAAUAAAAUAUGUAUAAUAACAAUUUAA
This is a messenger RNA of Solea senegalensis (Senegalese sole), 4889 nucleotides long. RefSeq names its product PX domain containing serine/threonine kinase (gene pxk). Lineage: Eukaryota; Metazoa; Chordata; Actinopteri; Pleuronectiformes; Soleidae. Gene Ontology annotation, molecular function: actin binding; protein kinase activity; ATP binding. Gene Ontology annotation, biological process: protein targeting to lysosome; protein phosphorylation; early endosome to late endosome transport. The record is from RefSeq and is a predicted model, not a curated record. Gene Ontology annotation, cellular component: late endosome; extrinsic component of endosome membrane; early endosome.